GUGAGACGUGGGCGAAAGUACAAGAGUGCAGAACUUGAAGCGCCAGAGCUAACUAACAAGAUGGCACGGAUGAGCAAUGCCCCCAAGCCAGCGAGUGCCUUGGUGAUACAGGCCAGCAGAACACAGAUUGCUGAGGAUGAGAUUGAGCCAGAACUGUGGAGAGCUCCAGUGGCGUGGAUGUAUUAA
Molecule: messenger RNA, 186 nt
Organism: Hyaloscypha bicolor E
Lineage: Eukaryota; Fungi; Ascomycota; Leotiomycetes; Helotiales; Hyaloscyphaceae
Exons: 1
Source: RefSeq, a predicted model, not a curated record